AUGACCACGCUGCUGCCGGACUCCUUCCAUGUCGCCUCAGUCGGUGCCCAGGCGGACUCCACGCGGCCCAGCUUCCCAGCGCACUCCUUUGGCACCGGGGCCAGAGAGACAGCGAGGCUGAAGGUCUUCCUCUCCAACAAGCUGGAGAAAUCCAAGGCUGGACCGAUUCCGGGCUAG
This is a messenger RNA of Effrenium voratum, 177 nucleotides long. Lineage: Eukaryota; Dinophyceae; Suessiales; Symbiodiniaceae. The record is from the annotation of a GenBank genome assembly.